AUGGCAACUGUAAUUGUUGGUACUGGUUUAGCCGGCCUUACCUGUGCUAAUCAGCUUCUAGAACUUGGAAAAUCUCCAGUUAUUCUGUUAGACAAGACUGGUACCAUUGGUGGUAAUUCUACCAAGGCUUCUAGUGGUAUUAAUGGUGCUCAUACUAGGACUCAAGAGGCCCAAAACAUCCAGGACAACCCAGAACUCUUUUACCAGGACACUGUUAAAUCAAGCAAAGGUAGAGGGGUUACUGAUCUAAUGGAUAAACUGGCAAAUGAUUCCCAUCUUGCUAUUCAGUGGUUACAAGAAGAAUUUGGCCUUUCUCUGGACUUGCUUGCACAGUUGGGCGGCCAUAGUGUAGCAAGAACCCAUAGAUCUUCCGGUAAACUACCACCUGGUUUUGAGAUUGUUUCAACUUUAUCUAAAAGAUUAAAGGAGAUAGCAGAAAAGGAACCUGAAAAAUGCAAGAUUAUCCUAAAUGCUAACGUUGUAGACGUUAAUAUUAACAAUGAAAAGGCUAUUACUGGCGUAAUCUACAAGGAUGGAGAAGGAAAAGAAAUUCAAUUGGAUGCAAACAAUGUAGUAUUCUGUUCAGGUGGUUUUGGAUUUUCAAAAGAUAUGCUGAAGAAGUACGCACCUGAAACCGUUGAUCUACCAACCACCAAUGGCCCACAAACAACUGGUGAUGGCCAAAGAAUCCUAGAAAAAAUUGGUGCAGAUAUGAUUGAUAUGGACCAAAUUCAAGUUCACCCAACUGGGUUCAUCGACCCUGAGGAUCCAUCAGCCGGAUCUAAAUUUUUAGCAGCCGAAGCCCUUAGAGGACUUGGUGGUAUAUUGUUGAAUCCAUCUACUGGUAAGAGAUUUGUGAAUGAAUUAUCUACAAGAGAUGCAGUAACCAAUGCAAUCCAAACACACUGUCCAAAGGAGAAGAAUACUGCCUUAUUAGUUAUGGGAGAAGGCAUAUACGAGAAAUGUAAGGUCAAUCUUGAUUUCUAUAUGUUCAAAAAACUUGUUAACAAGAUCACUAUUGCAGAACUAGUUAAGAAGUACGAAGUACCAGUUGAUGCCAAAGAAGUUGCAAGUGAGAUUAAUAGUUACAAUGUAUCGUCUUCCGACUCAUUUGGCCGUACAUUAGUCAUUCAAAACUUUGGUGAGAAUGUAACUCAGGACACUACCGUAUUUGUUGGUGAAGUUACACCUGUAGUCCACUUCACAAUGGGUGGUGCAAAAAUUAACACAAGUUCUGAAGUUGUUGGAAAGGAUGGUCAAGUAGUGGCUAAUGGCCUAUAUGCAGCCGGUGAAGUUUCCGGUGGUGUUCAUGGUGCAAAUAGACUAGGGGGAUCCAGUUUGCUAGAGUGUGUUGUAUUUGGUAGAACUGCUGCGAAGACAAUCGCCUCCAAAAACUAG
Nakaseomyces glabratus is the source of this 1398-nucleotide messenger RNA. It is a transcript of the gene FRD1, whose product is annotated as fumarate reductase. The record is from RefSeq and is a predicted model, not a curated record. Gene Ontology annotation, molecular function: oxidoreductase activity; FMN binding. NCBI's taxonomy places the organism in Eukaryota, Fungi, Ascomycota, Saccharomycetes, Saccharomycetales, Saccharomycetaceae.